Archocentrus centrarchus (flier cichlid) is the source of this 1966-nucleotide messenger RNA. It is a transcript of the gene chrnb1l, whose product is annotated as cholinergic receptor, nicotinic, beta 1 (muscle) like. The record is from RefSeq and is a predicted model, not a curated record. The coding region runs from base 3 to 1496 and encodes 497 amino acids. Lineage: Eukaryota; Metazoa; Chordata; Actinopteri; Cichliformes; Cichlidae. Gene Ontology annotation, biological process: monoatomic ion transmembrane transport. Gene Ontology annotation, cellular component: postsynaptic membrane. The transcript is spliced from 11 exons. Gene Ontology annotation, molecular function: acetylcholine-gated monoatomic cation-selective channel activity; transmembrane signaling receptor activity.
AGAUGAAGCUCUACCUGAGCACUGGUGUGAGGAUGAAUACACUUCUCUUCGUGUGUGGCUGCUUUUAUUUUACUUUCACUGGAGCCUCUGAAACGGAGCGAAGGCUUCAUCAGAAGCUAUUUGAAAACUACAACAUGAAAGUGAGACCAGCUCGUUACUGGCAGGAGAAGGUGACGGUGCGGGUGGGGAUGACCCUCUCCCAGCUUGUCAGCUUGAAUGAGAAGAACGGCGAGAUGACGACCAACGUGUUCAUGAAUCUGGCAUGGACAGACUACAGGCUGUCCUGGAACCCAGCAGAAUAUGACAACAUCAAUGUUCUGAGAAUUCCUCCCAACAAGGUGUGGCGUCCCGACAUCUACCUCAUAAACAAUAAUGAUGGUCAGUUUGACGUGGCGCUGUACGUCAACGUCUUGGUUUACAGUAACGGGACUGUUAACUGGCUUCCUCCUGCCAUCUACCGCAGUUCCUGUUCUAUAGAGGUGGCAUACUUCCCAUUUGACUGGCAAAACUGCAGCAUGAUUUUCCGCUCAUACACCUAUGACGCCUCUGAGGUCGACCUGCAGUACUUUCUGGAUGAUGAUGGCAAAGAGAUCCAUGAAAUUGUUAUAGAUGAGAACGCCUUCACUGAGAAUGGCGAAUGGGCCAUUUGUCACAAACCAACGAGAAAGAACGUUAAGGAGGACCUGUAUGAGGACAUCACCUUCUAUCUCAUCAUAGAGAGGAAGCCUCUUUUCUACAUCAUCAACAUCAUCAUGCCCUGUAUCCUCACCAGCGUGUUAGCUAUAUUUGUGUUCUACCUGCCUCCUGGAGCAGGAGAGAAAAUGACUCUUUCCAUCUCUGUCCUCAUUGCUCUGACUGUCUUCAUGCUGCUGCUGGCUGACAAGGUCCCGGAGACUUCCCUCGGCAUCCCAAUUAUUGUCAACUAUGUCAUGUUCACUAUGAUCUUGGUGACCUUCUCUGUCAUCCUGAGCGUGGUAGUCCUUAACCUGCACCACCGAACACCCAGCACACACAUUAUGCCAAACUGGGUCCGAAAGGUGUUCAUUCACUUCCUGCCUAAAUACAUCGGCAUGAUGAGGCCGAAACCAGAGGAACCCUUGUUGGAAGAGGAGUGUGCUGGUGACACACCCAUACAGAGCUACAAUGGGCGACAGCCUGGAGGGGAGUAUUUCAUUCGCAAGAUCAACCCUGAUCUUGUCUUCCCUUGGCGAGGCAGGUGUGAGAGCACAGUGCAGCUCCAGAGGGUCCCAAACACGGACAGUUUCUGCCUGAUCCUCCCUCCCAAUCUGAAGUCAGCCAUCGCUGCUGUGACAUACAUGGCCGAGCAGCUGAAGAAGCAGGACACGGAUGACUCGUUGACAGGAGACUGGCAGUUCAUCGCCCUGGUGGUGGAUCGUCUCUUCUUGUGGUUGUUUGUCAUCAUCACCACCCUGGGAACCCUGGCUAUGUUCCUGGAUGCCAGUUUCAAUUAUACGCCUGACAGCCCCUUCCCAUAGUGGACUACAUAGACACACACAGCUGGAGCUUGAUUCAUUGUGUGGUUGUUACUUCACUUCUACUUCUUGUUGGUGCUUUCUGAGAUCACCAGAUCUGACUUUCCAUUGUAUCUAUUCCAUAGGUGUGUGGUCAGCCUCUGAAAUGCCGUGUAAGGUCACAUUUACUUAACCAGUCGAAGCACACCAAUGAUGUCAUGUGAUAGAAAUAGUGUAUGUAAAACACUGAUUUGUCUAAAUGAUCUAAAUGACUGUGUAACAAUUUGUGAUCUUUGCUUUAGUCUAACACUUGAAAUAUAUAUAUAUAUUUUGACAGUAACACUGUUACUGUUGUGUUUAGCAUACGUUGUAGUUUGUGUUUGACUCUGUUGCCCUUUGACGUGUAACAGUGGUCAGAUCCUGUGACUGUAAUACUGGAUUUUUGGCAGUAGAGGGCAGUGACAUAAUGCUCAAAGAUGCAGUCACUGCUGAUG